AUGGUGUUGUCAUUCGAAUUUUUAGUAAGCGUUCUUUCCGUUUCAUCAUUGCAAAUUGUCCUUUCCGUGUUCCGUCUAUGUUUUGUUCUUCUUUUUCCCGUUGUUCCGUCUUCCGUCGUUCCAUGCUUCUUCCUAGAUCCUCCUGUCCUGUCUUUUCUGUGUCGGAUUUUUUGGAAAGUACACGGUACUUUUAAAAUGUCGUCAAAAGUUUCGAGGGAAACACUCUACGAGUGCACUAAUGCAGUCCUGGAGAAGUCUCAGGAAAAGAAAAGGAACUUUUUGGAAACUGUGGAGAUCCAAGUUGGUCUGAAGAAUUAUGAUCCCCAGAAGGACAAGCGUUUCAGUGGAACUGUAAAACUAAAGCACAUCCCCAGACCAAAAAUGCAGGUGUGUGUUUUGGGAGAUCAGCAGCAUUGCGAUGAAGCAAAGGCGAAUGGCGUCCCGUACAUGGAUGUUGAAGCCCUGAAAAAGCUUAACAAGAACAAGAAGUUGGUGAAAAAACUGGCCAAGAAAUAUGAUGCAUUUUUGGCUAGUGAAGCUCUGAUCAAACAGAUCCCUCGUCUGUUGGGUCCUGGUCUAAAUAAGGCAGGUAAAUUCCCUGGCCUGCUGUCCCACCAGGAAUCGAUGACCCAGAAGAUUGAUGAGGUUAAGGCUACCAUCAAGUUCCAGAUGAAGAAGGUAGGUUGAUCCAACAUUUGUUUUUAUAUGACUAUUUUGCAGAAAAUUAUGGAAAUAUUGGGGAAAUUGAGUAGUCUGAGUAAAAAAAUAAGGAAAAGCUUAAUGAGUUCAUCACCUUGUAUUUUUUUUAAUGUUGGUUCCUGUAAAGGUUAAAACUUUAAAAGCACAUAUCGUUAGCUGAUUUCCAGUUUUGCUAAUUGUUGUCAUUUAUCCAGAAUCAAUUGAAAAAUUCUUUUUUGAAACCUCAGGUAACUGAGAUAAAAAAGGUUGCCAGAUUACCCACAAUUUUUUUAUUGAUGCUUAAUUUUUUUAUAAAUGCAUCUACUUUUAUAAAAAAUACGUAUUUUAAAAACUUUCAUCUCACUUCUUUUUGCAUAGAAAUUUUGAUUUUGCACUUGUCUUUUGUCAUUUUGAGGAGUAUCUGUAAUUAUAGGAUAACUGCUGAUUAUGUGGUGAGCUUUCAAAAUUCCUCAUAUUGACAAAUGACAAUUCUGACGGAUCUGUCAACACCAAGUAAACAGCCAUAUUUGGUUUUGGUUUUUUGUACACUACUUAUUCAUUCUGUACUUGCUAACAACUCUUUUAUUCAGAAAAGUCUAUUUGCAUACAAAACAAAAACGCUACAAGUUUUACACCCAAUUCAUCAUUGCCAACAUUACAGCCUAAUACAACAUGUCACUUGCUGAUCAGUAGAGGUCUUGUGCCUUUCUGUGGCUGUUGGACAUGUUGGCAUGGCUCCUGAUGAGCUGGUACAAAACGUGCACUUGUCAAUCAACUUUUUGGUGUCUCUGCUGAAGAAACAUUGGCAGAACGUGAGGUCAUUACACAUCAAAUCCACUAUGGGGCCCCCACAGAGGAUAUACUAAGUGAUUAUUUUUAUAUUGUUACUUACAUACUUGUGUAUGUAUCCUAAAUAAAAUGACUAAGAUAUUAAAGA
This is a messenger RNA of Acanthoscelides obtectus, 1615 nucleotides long. The record is from the annotation of a GenBank genome assembly. Lineage: Eukaryota; Metazoa; Arthropoda; Insecta; Coleoptera; Chrysomelidae.